This is a messenger RNA of Conger conger (European conger), 2102 nucleotides long. RefSeq names its product proline-rich protein 36-like. The coding region runs from base 131 to 2044 and encodes 637 amino acids. The transcript is spliced from 6 exons. The record is from RefSeq and is a predicted model, not a curated record. NCBI's taxonomy places the organism in Eukaryota, Metazoa, Chordata, Actinopteri, Anguilliformes, Congridae. Gene Ontology annotation, cellular component: nucleus.
CCCCCAGGUAGAUGGCGAUAGAAGACUCAAUGCGAAUGUGGACACAGAUCCUUUCAGUAAUUUACUGCUCUUUGUUUGUUGCGACUGCGUGAGGCAGAGGCGGAACUCGGGACACCAUUUUGAAUGGCAUAUGGAGAGCAAUUAUCCGGUAAUAACAAACGUGCUUGACACGGACUGGUGCAACCACCUGUGGGGAGACACAAACCCGGCGUCUGUUCGUGGUAAAGCCGGUGUAACCAUGGAAUCGCAACAUGCGAAUCCUCAGCAAGGAGGCUCUGAGGCUGCAUACGUCAGCUUUAAAAACGAGCCAGAACAAAGAGACCUGCUCAUGCAAGAAGUUCAUAUUCCCUCAGAAAUGCCAGUUGUGGGCAACUCCAGUGUUUAUCCUCUACAACCAGGCAGACUGCAAAACAGCAGUAAAAAUGCAGUUAAUCAGCGUGAUUUGCAGGGAUUACAUUUUCAUGCAAAUUCAGACCCCCGCGCCUCCAUCCCACCCCCAAAAGCGAUUAUAAUCUCAGAUUCCGCACCCCCUCCAGACAGCCGGAGGUCCCGGGCCCGGUUCUCCCGGGAGGAAGAGAGGGCACUUCUGGCAGGGGUGGUGGAGCGCUGGGACGAGCUGUACGGGUACCAGAGCCAGGCGCUGCCCCGCGGGGCCAAGUCGCGCAUCUGGAGCGACAUUGCCGGCCGGCUCUGCAGCUCCUCCAGGGAGGCCAGGGAAGGGGAGGACGUGCGGAAGAAGUGGCUCUACAUCAAGCUGACCCUCAGGAACCGCCUGCGAGCUGCCGGCCAGCUGGGCCCGGGCGCCGGCCCGCCGGACCUCAGCCCCCUGGAGCAGCGCGUGCUGGCGCUCAUGGGGCACGACAGCGGGGGCAGCGUGGACGCCCCGGAUAUCGGCUUCGGUCCGGUUUCAGGAGAGGACUUCCGGCCCCUCGCCCUGCACGGUCCCGAGGACCCGGACACCGUGGGCUCCACCAGCGACGCCGAGAUGGACGGCAACCAGGAGGAGCAACAGGAGGAGCCCGCCGCUGCCCCCGUCUCCGUCCCGUCCCCGGUCCCAGUCUCCACCACACCCUCCACCUCAAACGCCCAGCGCAAGAACGCCCGUCUGGAGGACCCGCUGGCCCCUGCCCUGGCAGCCAUCAGGGGCCGGCAGGACCGCUCGAUAUCCCUGUACAAGGAGGCCAUCGAGGUGCUGCGCUCCAUGGCUGCCGACGUGCGGCGGUACGUGGACCACAUGAUCGCCGCGACCCCGCCGGAGCCGGCGUCCGUACCUGAGGGCAUCCUGCAGGGGGCGCUGGUCUCCAAGCAGCCCACCCCACCCACAGCCGCCUCUGGACAGGCCUCUACACCACCGCGGCAGCAGCCACCCACCAACCUACCCCAGGCCCACUCGCCACCCACUCCCCAAACACCACUGGCCAACCCUGCUCCCUCCCCGGGCCAAGCACGGACACCUGUGGAACACCCACCCGGUCGUCAGCCCCCCUGUGUGACCCCGUGCUGUGCCCAUUUUCAGUCCAGCGUUCCCCUUUUACACACUGUCCCACAGCAUCCUGCCUGCCCUUUCCCUCCACAGUACCCCACCAUGUGCCCUUAUCAUGUCAUGCCUCAUUGCCCCACAGUCGUCUACCCAGCGUACUACCCGAGUCCGCUGUCCUCCAUGUACCACUGUCCCCAACAGACUCCCCCUGCUACAGCUCCUCACGUUUACCAGUACCCACCUGCGGUUACGAUCGUUUCCCCGCCUCCUUUCUGCCCCGCACCCUCUCCUGUAGCACACCGUACCGUCCUCCACCGCUCCCCCCCGCCCUCGUUCUACCCCGCACCUCCCAGGGCCCCAGGAGACCCGGCCCCGUCUACAACGAACUGCACCCCAUUCCCGGGCUGUCAAUCAGCUCCACACCCGCUGGGUCCCCCACCGCCCCCCUCCAGCCCACAUCCACACCACAGCGCCACACAGAGGGGCAGGGGCAGGGUCCGCAAACGCUGGGGCAGGAGAGGAGGCUGUUCCUACCUCACGGGCAGGAGUGCUGCAUUCAGCUAAAAUGGACAGCAGUGGCAGAGCUGGUGCAAAUUUAAGGCUCUGAAUAGACAUGACUGAU